This is a messenger RNA of Mercenaria mercenaria, 1673 nucleotides long. RefSeq lists its product as uncharacterized. Bases 187 to 1320 code for a protein of 377 amino acids. The transcript is spliced from 3 exons. NCBI's taxonomy places the organism in Eukaryota, Metazoa, Mollusca, Bivalvia, Venerida, Veneridae. The record is from RefSeq and is a predicted model, not a curated record.
GACAGAAUAGAAUGGAUCGCUUUAUACCGUCUCUGUAAGAGGAUUACUUUGUCGAGUCUCUUUCAAGUGGAAUAUUUUCUUUGGAAAACAGGCCCAGAGAAUUUCUUUUCAUUUUUGCAAGAUCCCGAACGAUGAUGCUUUGCGCAUGUCAACAUCAAUUAGUUUCAGACAGUCAAACGACGAGAGAUGAUGUCAAACUGGAAUUUAGUUUUGAUCGGUGUGCUUCAGCCAUUGGUCGCGGUAUGCAGUGACCCGAUGUACGUGUGGCCUCUUGCAAAUGUGUCUCUGUACCGUGACGUCAUAGGAUCACAAGACGUAAUUCACGACGAAGACCAAAAGUGUUUCUCAUUCGUAGAUGGCCCAAAAGGUUUACCGUACUCUGUUCUUGAUAUUGAGGAUGAAGAUAACUCCUGCUUUGACGUGAAUCUUAAAGGAACAGCACCACUUCGGGAUCUUACGAUAUCAAUGUAUGUUUUUCCGCAUAAUGACGAAGCUGACAUUAGCGGAACAUUAAUACAUUACCAGUCUGAAGACCGCGAAAUCUUGCGAAUCCGAACGCUAGCCAACACGUUCCUCGUCUCUUUCCGAGACGAAUAUGGCAUGAGCGCAGGGAUGAUGUACCUCGUGAACUUUCUCACACCCAGAGUAUGGAACCACGUGACAGUAUCACGAAAAUUUCCAACCGGACGAAUAAUUGUGUACAAAGAUGGUGUAGAAAUGUACAAUGAAGAUGAUGAAUUUUCAGACGUCAUCAGUUUCCCGCAUACCGGAAAACUCCGAAUUGGCAAAUCACAAGAUCCCGACGACGAAGCUUUAUACAAUGGACAGUUUGCAUGUGUUCAACUGUAUGACAAAGUGAUCAGCGAAAACAAUCAGGAGGAUAUUCUUAAUCGCUGUAAACCUGAGAACUGGAAGACGCAGGAUGACUACUACUUCGAAGUUAACGAUGGUCAAUGGUGUCUGGCAGAUCGUCCGUCCUCAGACGAUGGUUCCUUGGUAACCUUGACAGUUUUGUCACGUGGUUCACUAUGGCAACAGUUUCUCCUGCAGAACAGUCUUCAGGACAGUGGACGGAAUAGCGGUUACCUUAAACUCAUGUCACGUGAUAAAAGACCGUCACUUAAUGACGAUUUGAUUGGACAGUUUAAUGUUACAGAAACAAAAGUAUGUACCCGGCUUUGUAUGCGUGUUGAUGGUUGCGUGUCAGUGCUUGUUGGUGCGCCAGGCACAAAAGGGGUCCAAACAUGCGCUAUUUAUGAUGACACCCCGGUAACAUUCGUAGACAGCCCGGGCUCGAAGUUUUACAUUCUUGCUGACUAACAGCUGAAAGUGAUCAAGUAUUUAAAUCAAAACUGUAACAAUUAAAGAGAAUACACUUGGAACAACACUAGGCUGAUGUUGAAGCUAACUAAUGUUUCAAUAAAAAUUCGAACUUAUUUGAUAACAAACGUAGCAAAUUAGUCUAUGCAUUAUCAUUAUAAUAUGCAUUUAUCACUUAACUAUGCAAUAUCAAAUGUGCAAUAUUGGACAUUAUAAAAGACAUAGCUGCAUAUCACAUGAACAGACUUGGCCAACAUCAAACUCACUGUUCCCAUAGUAGUAUACCAGGAACGAAACAAUACUGGGUCGAAGCAUUUCAUUUGGUUAACAAGAGCACCGCAAUGCAGAGCAAU